Molecule: messenger RNA, 663 nt
Organism: Cylindrotheca closterium
Lineage: Eukaryota; Bacillariophyta; Bacillariophyceae; Bacillariales; Bacillariaceae
Source: the annotation of a GenBank genome assembly
AUGAAGGAUAACAUCGUCAACCCGCCGGAGAAGGAUCCGAAUUUGAUCAUGACUGUAGCUGACCAAGGUCAGGGAGGUCUCGAGGCAAAAACCCGAUCAAAUUCGACCACUCAAUUGUCGAUUGCUCUAACAAAGGAUAAUCCUGCCAUCACAACUCCCAAGCGCAGCAGCAAGCGAAACCCUUCAGAAACCGCCGAGGAUGGCGCAAUGAAAGGCCGCUCGCUCUUCCCAUCUGCAGUUCCCCAAGUUCAGGACGUCACGGUCAACACUCGCCCAAAUCCGACCACUCCUUUGUCAAUUAUGUUAACUAAGGACAAUCCGCCUGAUCCCACGACUUCAAAGAGCCAACGCAAGCAUCCCCCUCCUUCCAAAACCGCCGAGGAUGGCGCAGUGCAAGGACGAUCGCUCGUUGCCUACAUCACAAAACUCAAGGUGUCCACAUUUCACAGGCUCUACAAGAAGGCUUGGAGACAGGAGAUGUUUGCUCUCGCAACAGCCCAACGCGUUAUCACUACUGACAAAAAGUCGCCUUGCUUUUGGGAAUUUUUGCUCGUGUUCGACCCAACAUUAACAACGCGCCGAGCCGUUGACUUGGAUGUGGCGAACGGCAUCCGAAUUCUUCGCUCAUCCUGCUAUCAUUCCUCACAUUGUGGAGGAAUUUGA